CCUGACGCAAUUAUAAUAUAACUAAUUGCUAGAGCGAAAUCAAAACAAUAAGUAAGUCAUGCUUUUUUUUUAUAAACAGCACCUGCUGUGACCAGAUCUCAUCAUGUUCGAAGAAGAAGAAGAAUCCAUCAUUGGAGAGGAGAUGGCUCAGCCGACGUAUCGCCGAGGGAUAUACCGUCCACGCUUCAGAAACACAUUUAAGAAUAAAGAAAUAGAGACUUCAUACCAAAUUUACCUGCGGCGCCAGCGGCAAAAAUCACUACUAUUAGUCAACGCCGUAGACUUGGUUCUGAAAAUAGGACUAAUAUUUAUAAAUACAGUCACACAUCCCGAUGUGGAUGCCGAAAAGGGGCAAAAACUUGACCGCAUCGUCUGGACAGUCGUCUUCGCCAGUAUCAACAUAUUGAUGUGUUUACUGAGCUGGUCACGACUCGGUCAGAGGUUUGCUCAUAAAUACCUGCACUGGGCAGCCGCCGUCACUUGGUUAUUGCUUAUUACACAAGCUUUAUGCAGGCAAAGUAUUGGUUUCCACGAGUCUCAGAACCAAGUGUGGUACAUGUUGUUCAUUGUAUUCAUACCGUACGCAAUGCUUCCGUUGCCGCUGGUCUGGUGCAUUAUCAUCGGGAUUUUAUCCUCUGUAGCUCAUGUACUGACACAUCUUCCCGGCAUUGAGCACGAAUUUAACUUAAGCUGCCAUUCAUUUCUUUGCGACGUUCGUAUGUCGGUAAGUAACGUGUUGCUCUACACCGCGGUGAACUUAGCCGGCAUGUAUGCCAAGUCCCUUGUCGACUGGGGACAGAGGCAAGUGUUUCUGGAGACGGUGAGAUCAGUGAUCACUUUGAAGAAGACCAAGAUGGAGAGCGAUCGGCAGUGGAGCUUGUUCCAGAGCGUGAUACCAACAUUCAUGGCGAGAAAACUCAUGAGACUCCUGAAAAUGCAAUUUGAAACUACCUUUGACGAUGAGUUCAAUCAAAUCUUUGACGUACGGCAGCACCAAGACGUGUCGAUACUGUUCGCUGAUAUCAAGGGGUUUACCGAAAUGUCAAGCAAAUGCAGCGCUGCCGACUUGGUCAAGCUGUUGAAUUCUCUGUUUGCUCGUUUUGAUCGAUUAGCAACGAACAACCACUGUGUCCGUAUUAAGUUGCUUGGCGACUGCUACUUCUGUGUGAGCGGGCUGCCGGAGCGGCGCGAGGACCAUGCUCACUGCUGCGUCAACAUGGGCCUGGACAUGAUUCAGGCUAUUGCCGACGUGCGACGAGAGAUGAGCAUCUCGUCACUGUCGAAUAUUAAUGUAGAAUUGGAUAUGCGUAUCGGCAUCCAUAGCGGCAAGGUGCUGGCUGGUGUUCUGGGACUACUCAAGUGGCAAUUUGAUUUGUGGUCGUUCGAUGUCACGCUUGCUAACCGAAUGGAGAGCGGCGGCUUACCCGGUCGCGUGCAUAUUUCGUCUUCGACGCUACAGUACCUCCAAGACGCGUUUGAAGUGGAGCCGGCGGACGGAGGGUCACGAGAUCCUUUCCUUCAGGAACAUCACCCUAAAACGUAUUUCAUUAAGACCUCUUGUGAGCCCAGGGUGCUGUCGUCACCAGAAAAUAUAAACCCGGCUCCAAAGAUACGUCGCGGCAGCAGCAUUGUCGGUGAAAUGAACCUAUUGGACUGCGAAAUGCUUGACUGUGAAUGUUAUAAUAACGAGGCGGAAGAUGAUUUUAACGUGCCCCCAGUAUGUACAAUCAGUGAGAACGACAUAGGAAAGUACUUGCUCGACUCAGUCAAGAAGAUGCGCACCAGGAUGCACUACUGGUCGCUGAGGUUCCGCGAGGUGGGUCUGGAGAGCUGGUUCGCGCAGCUGGACGCCCUCACUUACAGGUCCAACGUCAUGUGCUGCUUGGGCCUGUGGUUGUUUAUAGCCAUCGUGCAGAGUAUUAUGCAUUUUAAUUGUUGGAACCUCUUGAUAAUCCUCACGGCGAUGACGGUCCCACUAGCUCUGUUCUUCGUGCUGGCGAUGCUGGAAGACUUGACCUGCUUCCGCUGGAUCCUGAACAAUGCCGACGACAGGACCACACGAAAGAUAAGGAUAGCCCACACUUGCCUCUUCGUUACAAUCAUGUCUAUAACAAGCACCAUGAAAUUUUACGUCUGCCCUUUAGCACCUUUUCAAAAAACAGAAAAUGCAACUGCUUUUACAACAAUGGGAAAUUCGACAACGGAAACAGUUAACCAAGAAUGCUAUCACCCUGAAUACGUUGUAUUCACGUGGGUACUGUGCCUGGUAGCUCUCACCUCUGUGGUCAAGCUGUACUACCUAGUAAAAGUGAUCCUGGCAACAGUCAACGUAUUUAUGUACUGCACUCUGCUCAUUUACAACUACAAAAACUACAAAACUAAGGACACCUUACUUCCAGCCCAAAUGCUUGUCCUAAUGGCAGGCUUCCUAGUGGUGAUCAUAUUCCACGCGAGGCUGGUAGAGCUCAUAUCGCGGAUGGAUUUCCUUUGGAAGCUGCAAGUUAAGGAUGACCUGGAGAAAAUGAGGAGCACGCAAGUUAUAACCCGGCAACUGUUGAAACACGUGUUACCGGACCACGUCGUUAAUCACAUCCUGAGCAAAGAUCGGAGUCCUGGUAAUCUGUACGCCCAAGUCUACAAGUGCGCAUGCGUGAUGUUCGCCACCGCGACAGAUUUUAACGAGUUCUACUCUGAGGAGAACGCGGUGCAAUGCAUGCGUGUGCUGAACAUCAUUAUUUUGGCCUUCGACAAGCUAAUGCAAGACAAAUUUAGGUCUAUCCAAAAGAUUAAAACGAUUGGAUCAACAUACAUGGCUGCGUCUGGACUCAAUCCUGAGAGCAAGCAAGGCGAUGAAAGUGAAAAUCUACAUGCGCUAGUUGAUUUUGCCUUCGCGUUAAUGGGAAAACUCGAAGAAACCGUCAGCCAAAAUAAUAUCCCAUAUAACUUCAAGUUACGAGUAGGUAUAAGCUGUGGUCCUGUGGUAGGCGGUGUGAUCGGUACCCGAAAGCCCGUGUACGACAUCUGGGGCAACACGGUCAACGAGGCUGCGCGCAUGGAGACACACGGCUGGAAAAACAUGAUACAUAUUACCCAGUCCACUAAAGAGCUCCUGAAAGACGAACGAUACAUGUUAAAGAGUCGAGGACAGAUAAAUGUCAAAGGCAAGGGAAUGAUGGAAACUUGGUGGAUAAUGAAGUUGAGGAAAUAUCCCAGCUCCGCCAAAAUACGUUUAUCGCAGUGGAGGGAUGUCGUGUUACCGCAGAACUCUCUCGCAGCACUUGUCUUCUCCAUGAUGAAAGCAAGAAAACGUAUCUAUACACAUCCUCUCGAUGCCUCGUGCAUGCUAAAACGAGAUGAUAGCAUGCGGCCAGGACGCGCUGAGACUGCCCCAAGUGGGUCCCAGCAUACCGUGGCCGGCAUGAGGACACCUAGGCGUCGUAACGCCCAAACGUUCUGCAAUGAUAUAGAGCUUCAAGAAAUCCGAAGUAAACGACACGCAAUAGACUUUUCCCCCGACAAUCGUUAUCCGGAAGAAAAGAGCAGUGAAACAGAAGAACCGAAGAUGGAGGAACUACCUACGACUAAUACACAAACAUUGGGUGAUCGACUGAAGGCGUACAGUUUUUCGACGGCCGCGUCUGGCAGCGGUCUUAGCGGCUCCCACCGACUCCGAUCCAUCACAAACGCCUUUCUAUUUAAAAGCAAAAGCAAAGACAAGAGUGAUAAGAAACCUCUACACGAAAUGAAGGAACAUGAACCAGAAGAUACUAAAAAUAAUGAUAGUUAACUACUCACCAAUAGUUUAAGUUAUAACUUUAAGGAAAAAUAAACUUAAUUUAA
Messenger RNA from Trichoplusia ni (cabbage looper), 3840 nucleotides. RefSeq names its product adenylate cyclase type 7-like. Gene Ontology annotation, molecular function: adenylate cyclase activity. NCBI's taxonomy places the organism in Eukaryota, Metazoa, Arthropoda, Insecta, Lepidoptera, Noctuidae. The transcript is spliced from 27 exons. The coding region runs from base 104 to 3787 and encodes 1227 amino acids. Gene Ontology annotation, biological process: cAMP biosynthetic process; intracellular signal transduction; adenylate cyclase-activating G protein-coupled receptor signaling pathway. The record is from RefSeq and is a predicted model, not a curated record.